GCUAAUCGGGACUAGAAUUGAGGUCAUCUGAUACUGUGUUCAGGGCCUUUCCUUGCUACCGAUAGCCUCUUCUGUGCCAGGAAUCUUUCAGUUUUAGGAAGAUCGGCUGUUAUUUUUGUGCCAUUUUUGUCUAAAUGUUACCUUCCCCCUUUCUUAGGGCAGCCCUUAACUGCAGGUCUGUCAUGUGCGUGCGUAAGUUUUUGUCAUGUAAGUUUACACUGGAGCCAAGUAAUAAUCUUCCCCAGGGUACCACAAUAUAGUUUGGUUGAUGUGCGCUUUAGGACCACCUCUGUAACACGAAGUUUGAAAAGCCAUAUCUCAUACUGUGUGAAUAAUUGAGCACGUUUUAGGGCCCUUUUCAUCAUCCAGAAGUAAGGAAGAAUGCCAAGAGUCUGGGGCUGGCAGCAUGUCUUUAUACUGAUCCUGAAUCUGCAAAUUCCAGCCACUUUUAAAGGCAUGGCUAAUGUAAAAGCAGCCCCAAAGAUCAUUGACACAGAAGGUGGCUUCAUUCUAGAAGAGGAAGAAGAGGAACAACGUACAAUUGGGAAAGUUGUCCAUCAGCCAGGACCUGUUAUGGAAUUUGAUUAUGCAAUAUGUGAAGAAUGUGGUAAAGAAUUUAUGGAUUCUUACCUCAUGAACCACUUUGAUUUGGCAACUUGUGACAACUGCAGAGAUGCUGAUGAUAAACACAAGCUCAUAACUAAAACAGAAGCCAAACAAGAAUACCUUCUGAAAGACUGCGAUUUAGAAAAAAGAGAACCAGCUCUAAAAUUUAUUGUGAAGAAGAAUCCUCAUCAUUCGCAGUGGGGUGAUAUGAAACUCUACUUAAAAUUACAGAUUGUGAAGCGGUCUCUUGAAGUUUGGGGUAGUCAGGAAGCAUUAGAAGAAGCAAAGGAAGUUCGACAAGAAAACCGAGAAAAAUUGAGACAGAAAAGGUUUAAUAAGAAAGUAAAAGAAUUACGGCGGGCGGUGAGAAGCAGCGUGUGGAAAAGGGAAACAGUUGCUCAUCAGCAUGAGUACGGACCAGAAGAAAGCCUGGAGGAGGAUGUAUACCGGAAGACUUGCACCGUGUGUGGCCAUGAGCUGACCUAUGAGAAAAUGUGACUAGUUAAGUGUACCAUUGCCACGGAUGAAUGGAACGCUCACGUAACCAUGCUUCAGGGAGCAAUCUGUAUGCUGUGGCUUAAAAGCAAGUUUCAGUUACGGUCCAGCAGGUCUGGUUGUGGGCAAAAUACUGGGUCUGAUUGCUUUUUUCUACAGCAGGGAUGGGAGCCAAGGGGUGGAGUAGAUUCAGAAGUUAGGUUAGAGCCAAAAUUGAGAAAUAACAAGCCAAGCCAAACCCUAGAUUGGAAUAGGAGGAAGACCUUUGAGUAAUGGCAGAAGCUGGCUGAACAGGAUCCUUCUCCUGGGAGACAACAGGGGCAGCGGUAGAUCCUGAAUCCGUGGUGGGCUGGGUCUUCUAGACCCUUUGUCUUCACAUGAGGGAGCCCGGGAGCUGUUGUUGGACGAGUCCUGAUUCCCAGCAGGAAGUGAGUUGUGGGAGUCUGAUCAUGUUUCCUGUAUCCUUGGUUAUUUACCACCAUAGGCCUUAAUGCCCGUGUCUAGGUAGCCCUUUUCAAAUCUAGGCUCAAAUGGAAAAACAGCCAUAUUGUCUUACUGAUCAAAGAAGGUACUGUUAGUAAGUUUAUUGUAACUUGCUAACACUACUGAGCAUUUCCCAUGGGCCGGGCAGGGAUGCCUAGUGGCUUACAGGUUUUCUCCUGUAAUCCGGAGGGAAGACAGCUUCUGUGUGUGUUUAGCACUUCUGAAGGAGGCGAUUGCCUAUAACCCACCAUCAACCCGGACAUCUGGAUCAAGUUUAUUUAGUUCUGCCCCGGUCUUAUCAAAAGGCUUACCAGGGUAGUUAUAGCUAAGAAGAUUUGAUCCAAAUGUGCAUUACAGGGUUUGUGCUCCCCCCCCCCCCCCUUUACAAAACCAUUCAAUUAAGACAGACCUCAUAUUUUCAAAGCGUUUCUGUGACCUGGCUUUUUUAGUCCUGUUGCUACAAACAGAAGAAAUAGCAUGUUUAUGUUUUCAUUUUCCUUUCUAGAUCAGAUCAUGCAGAUUAUGCUUGAAGAAAGGCAAGUCUGAACAGGUCCAACCCAAAUAGGCUUAAGACUGUAAUUACUAAUUGUUCUCUAUACAGGUAUUCAAUGUAGAAAUGUUUAAUAUAUGUAAAUAUAAACAAUGUA
Messenger RNA from Hyaena hyaena (striped hyena), 2231 nucleotides. RefSeq names its product XPA, DNA damage recognition and repair factor (gene XPA). Gene Ontology annotation, molecular function: damaged DNA binding. The coding region runs from base 382 to 1104 and encodes 240 amino acids. NCBI's taxonomy places the organism in Eukaryota, Metazoa, Chordata, Mammalia, Carnivora, Hyaenidae. The transcript has 6 exons. Gene Ontology annotation, biological process: base-excision repair; nucleotide-excision repair, DNA damage recognition; UV-damage excision repair. The record is from RefSeq and is a predicted model, not a curated record. Gene Ontology annotation, cellular component: nucleotide-excision repair factor 1 complex.